AUGCCGACGAUUGGUCGGUUCAAAGGCAUAGGACUACAUACCACAAUCGACCAAGCGAUUAAGGACUCGGGCGUUGUAGAAGGUUCUUCACUGCAUAAACACGUCGUCGGUUUAAAGAGCAGGAUACUUCAGUGCAAGAGUGACAGCACGAACUAUAAAUACUUCGGUGCUUUUAAACGAUGGGAACGUUUCAUAACAGCGCAGGGAUUUCCGGCAGUACCAGCCAAUUCCAUACACAUAUGUUUGUACCUGAACAGCUUAUUAACUAAAGGAUCCUCAUUUGCAGUGGUUUCUUCAGCAGUGUAUGCUAUCAAGUGGGCUCAUAGCUUGAACGGAUUGUCGGAUCCAACAACAAACAUUUUUGUAAAAAAUCUUUUAGAAGCUUCAAAACGCAUAGCGAAGAAACCUGUGUGUAAAAAGGACUCUGUUACCAGUGGCAUUUUGAUUAGGCUUUGUGACAUUUUUUCAGAAUCUAGCGACUUGUUAGUUGUCAGGGAUUUAACCAUGAUUUUGCUUAGCUUUUCAGGAUUUUUGCGCUAUAACGAGCUCAGCAAUUUGCAUUGUUCAGAUGUUAAGCUAUCGGAGAGCUAUUUCACACUUGUAGUCCGUAAGAGUAAAACGGACCAAUAUCGGUUCGGCAGUGAGAUUGUUAUCAGUAAGGGUGAAACUACGGCGUGUCCGUACGACAUGUUGAUGAAAUAUAUUCGUAUAGCUCGCAUUGACAUCGAGUCAGAUGAUUUCUUGUUUAAACCAAUUUAUAGAUCGGGCUCAGUUUGUGGUUUGAUUCACAAAAAUAAACCGCUCAGUUACACGGGAGCUAAGGAAGCUAUCCUGAAACGGCUGAAUUUCGUUUCGGAGGGCAAGAAUUUCGGUUUACAUUCUUUGAGAUCAGGAGGGGCCAGCAUGGCGGCGAACAAUGGCGUUAAUGAUCGCUGUUUUAAGCGCCACGGGCGUUGGCGUAGUGAGUCUAGCAAGGACGGAUACAUCGCUGAUUCUAUCGAGAGACGGUUAAAUGUGACGCAAAAAUUAGGUAUCUGA
Messenger RNA from Pecten maximus, 1038 nucleotides. RefSeq lists its product as uncharacterized. NCBI's taxonomy places the organism in Eukaryota, Metazoa, Mollusca, Bivalvia, Pectinida, Pectinidae. Gene Ontology annotation, biological process: DNA integration; DNA recombination. Gene Ontology annotation, molecular function: DNA binding. The transcript has 2 exons. The record is from RefSeq and is a predicted model, not a curated record. The coding region runs from base 1 to 1038 and encodes 345 amino acids.